AUGAUAACAUUUAUUUUUAUUUUAUUUUGUGUUAAACUUAAUCCUAAAAUUUGGAGUGUUCCAUAUAUCAUUAACGGAUUGCCUGGUAUCGACUUAUUUUCACGGAAGAAACACGGAAAAAAACAUGGAAAAGACACGGAGAAAAUACAGGAUAAAUGUAAAUCAUUUUUUCGUAAACUUGAGAUAGAUUUAAUUAAACACUGGACUAAUACAGAAGAAAUUUUUUUAUUUAAUAUACUUUCAUUAUAUCAUGUUUCUUCAUCUUUUAAACAUAUAUUUUCUUUCCUAAAUAUUAUUUAUUUGUUUUCAAAUCAUAAACCUUUUAUUGCACUUUAUCCAGUCAUUCUUAAGUUAAGUCUUCAAUUAGCUUCACAUCAUCAGAAUUAUUUCUUAAUUCAAUGUCAUUGUUGA
Molecule: messenger RNA, 411 nt
Organism: Pneumocystis jirovecii RU7
Lineage: Eukaryota; Fungi; Ascomycota; Pneumocystomycetes; Pneumocystales; Pneumocystaceae
Exons: 6
Coding region: 1-411 (136 amino acids)
Source: RefSeq, a predicted model, not a curated record